CUCUUCUCAUCGAAGGGUAUAUUUCUUACCUGUUUAGCAAAUUGCAAUCGAAAUCUUUCGUUUUCUUUCUCAACUGAGGGAAAAUUUCCUUUCGCUCUCACGCAAAUAAAUAUUAAUACCCUGGCAGCGUUCACUGCGGCUUGAAAAUGGCACCAGAGAAGAGGUCUCAUGACGACUAUAGUGUCGGAUGGAUAUGCGCUUUACCAAAGGAACAGACGGCCGCGACGGCCAUGCUAGACGAGAGACAUCCAGAUCUAUCAAAGCCUAUGAAUGACACAAACACCUACACGCUCGGCUCAAUCGGGUCGCACAAUGUUGUUAUAGCUUGCUUGCCUAAAGGGCAAUAUGGUAACAAUUCUGCGGCGAAUGUCGCGACACUCAUGAUUAGAGCAUUUCCUUCUAUCAAGGUCGGUCUUUUGGUUGGCAUUGGUGGGGGUGUACCGAUGAAAGUGAGGCUUGGCGAUGUUGUCGUCAGUACCCCAAGCGGCCAAUAUCCCGGAGUCGUCCAGUGGGAUCUUGGUAAAGCGACAGAGGGUGGUAAAUUUGAGAGGACUGGGGCUUUGAGUAAUCCACCAAGUUCUCUUUUAACCGCCUUGGGCAGGCUAGAGACGGAAUAUGAGCUGAAAGGAUCGAAAAUCCCCAGCUUCCUAGAAGAGCUCAAGGCGAGGUAUCCAAGGUUGGCAAAGAAAUACCUGAAAUCUGCUUCACUUCAAGAUCUGCGUUUUAGAGCAGAUUACGCCCACAUUCAUGAGCCGUUUAUGAACACGCAAGGUGCUACUGAUGGCAUUGUCGAGUCGUCGCUGAAUGAAGAUGACGGAGUAGAUGACGAAUGCGAAGAGUCAUGCGCGUUUUGUGAUAAAAGCAAGACCGUGAAGAGAAAGGCCCGAUCGAUGAGAGUUCAUCAUGGACUCAUCGCGUCUGGAAAUAAAGUAGUUAAGGAUGCUUUACUUCGAGAUGAGGUGAAUAGAUCGCUUGGAGGAGACGUGCUUUGUUUUGAGAUGGAGGCAGCUGGAUUGAUGAACAAUUUCCCUUGCUUAGUGAUUCGGGGCAUCUGCGACUAUUGCGAUUCACAUAAGAACAAAGCCUGGCAAGAACAUGCUGCGGCGGUGGCAGCGGCAUUUGCUAAAGAGGUGCUCGGUUGUAUUCAACAUACCGAUGUCAAGAAUGAACAACUCAUCAGCGACGCGAUGAACGAGGGUUAGUGCUUUCUUUUCACUGCUUGCUUAAACUUAUAUAUCUGAGUUUCUAAACAAUACCCGAAUCAGUGAAGCAAGACAUUCGGCUUGUACAUGAGGUAGCCAUAAAAACGAAAAAUCAUUUGGAUACUCUUCUUGAUGAUA
This is a messenger RNA of Trichoderma harzianum CBS 226.95, 1340 nucleotides long. RefSeq lists its product as hypothetical. The coding region runs from base 147 to 1202 and encodes 351 amino acids. Gene Ontology annotation, biological process: nucleoside metabolic process. Gene Ontology annotation, molecular function: catalytic activity. The record is from RefSeq and is a predicted model, not a curated record. Lineage: Eukaryota; Fungi; Ascomycota; Sordariomycetes; Hypocreales; Hypocreaceae. The transcript has 2 exons.